GCUAAUUUCCCCCAAUUCAUUCCACCAGCAAAUUAGAUUUCAACACAUUAUUUUUACUCUUAAAAAAUGGAAGUUCAAAACAGUCUUUUUUUAGGUUUUCCAGAUGGAUGCAACUUGGGGCUAGUGAUGCUAGCUUGCAUGUUCAUUUCAUGGAUCUUUGUUUACAGACGGAACCAGAGGAACAAAAAGGGCCCCAAAACAUGGCCACUCAUCGGGGCGGCGCUCGAACAAUUAAUGAACUAUGACCGAAUGCACGACUGGCUCGUCGGGUACCUGUCCGAAUUGAGAACCGUCGUGGUCCCAAUGCCAUUCACGACUUAUAAUUACAUUGCUGAUCCUGCUAAUGUUGAACAUGUGCUCAAGACCAACUUUGCCAAUUACCCCAAGGGCGAAACAUACCAUUCAUAUAUGGAAGUGCUGCUCGGAGAUGGAAUUUUCAAUGUUGAUGGUGAACUAUGGAAGAAGCAAAGGAAGACAGCUAGUUUCAAGUUUGCAUCGAAGAAUUUGAGGGAUUUCAGCACUGUGGUUUUCAGGGAAUAUAGUCUGCAACUCCAUUCUAUUCUAACUCAAGCUAGUUUCCAUAACCAAGAAGUAGACAUGCAGGAUUUGUUGAUGAGGAUGACAUUAGACUCCAUUUGCAAGGUGGGGUUUGGUGUUGAAAUUGGAACAUUGGCUCCCAGUUUACCGGAUAACAGCUUUGCUCGAGCAUUCGAUACUGCAAACAUCAUUGUGACACUUCGGUUCAUCGAUCCGCUGUGGAAAUUGAAACGAUUUCUCAAUGUCGGAUCCGAAGCUCUUCUCGGAAAGAGCAUCAAAAUCAUUGAUGAGUUUACAUACAAUGUCAUAAGGAAAAGAAAAGCAGAGUUUAAAGAAACUCGGGAAUCCUGCAAAACUAGUAAGAUAAAGCAUGACAUAUUGUCAAGAUUUAUCGAACUAAGUGAAGAUCCGGAAGGGAGUUUAACAGACAAAAGUCUUAGAGAUAUCGUCUUGAAUUUCAUGAUUGCCGGGCGUGAUACAACAGCUACUUCCAGAACGCAUCUCCAUUCAAGUUCACUGCAUUUCAGGGUGGACCAAGAAUAUGCCUUGGAAAGGACUCGGCCUAUCUCCAGAUGAAGAUUGCAUUGGCCAUUUUGUGCAGGUUUUUCAAAUUUAGCUUGGUGCCAAACAAUCCGGUAAAGUAUCGAAUGAUGACGAUUCUAUCGAUGGAGAAAGGUUUGAAGCUCAAAAUAGUCAGACAAUCUUGUUAAGGUGUUCAUGAUUUACUU
Molecule: messenger RNA, 1265 nt
Organism: Hibiscus syriacus
Lineage: Eukaryota; Viridiplantae; Streptophyta; Magnoliopsida; Malvales; Malvaceae
Product: cytochrome P450 704B1-like
Exons: 5
Coding region: 67-1113 (348 amino acids)
Molecular function (GO): monooxygenase activity; oxidoreductase activity, acting on paired donors, with incorporation or reduction of molecular oxygen; iron ion binding
Source: RefSeq, a predicted model, not a curated record